AUAAAAGAAGACAUUAAGUUUCAAUCGAACUGACUAGAAAUAGCAAAAUUUUAUUCUAAGAAGAAAAUUUUGAAUAUCGCGUGAUGAAGUUUUCGAGGAAGUAAUAGAUAAUACAAAUGUUCUAUGAAUAAAUUAGCCUCACGAAAAGCUAGAGCUAAUUAAAUAUUAAUGCGCUUCAUGACUAUUUCUAUUAUCAUAAGCCUGUCGCCAUAGACAUCUAACAAAAUAGACAACGCAGCUUUGAAAAUACUAAUUAUUCUUAGAAAAACAUUAGUAAUAAUUUCUACUUCGGUAUUAGUCGUGAGUUAGACUUCAAACUGCGAUGAAUAUUCUCCAAAGCCCGCACUUUCAAGAUUUCAAAGUCGUGCUUUCUCUCCUCGGACAAUGGCCUUCUCAGUCGCGACUGCAACGAUACAGUGCUCGGUUUUUCGUGUUGUUUGCUAUUUUCAGUAUUUUAACACCAAAGGUUAUAAAAUUUGUUGAAGUGAUGGAUGACAUUGACGGAAUCAUCGCGUGCUUGCCCAUGAUUUUCGUUCAUCUUACUAGUCUUACCAAAUAUUUCAACUGGAUUAUAAAUACAAGCAAGUUUGACCGUCUUAUUUUUUUGAUCGAGCGUGAUGGAAAGACUUUGGAAGUUAAUCAAGAUGUUGAAAUUAUGGACGAUUGGUUGAGAAAAAUCAAAAGUGUUUCAACGACUUAUACAACUUCUAUGUUCGGGAUCCUCGGAGUGUUUUUGAUCUCUCCAGCAUUUCCAAAAGUGCUGGACAUAAUAAACCCAUUGAACGAAUCCCGUCCGCUGUUACAAAUCUACGAAACAGAAUAUUUUGUGGAUGAAAACGAGUAUUACUUAUACAUACUGCUGCACGCUUAUAUGACCGUACCGAUUUCUAUGGGGGUCCUUAUAUACUUUGAUAUUCUCCUUGGAACCCAUGUUUACCACGCUUGCGCAAUGUUUGAAAUACUCCGAACAUAUUUGAAGACAAUUCACGUAGAAAUUUGCGACGAACAAGUUGAGGUGAAAGAUAAAUCAAAGAAAAUAAUCCACUGCGUUCGCAUGCACAGAACUACUCUAGAAUUUGCCGAUGAAAUAGACUCGGCUUACAGCACGGCUUGGUUCAUCAUGCUGAUAACUUGUCUUGUAGGAAUGACCUUCACCGGAACAGCGACAGUUAUUAAGCUCAGUGAAACAAAUGAAGCGAUAAAGUAUGUUUCAUUUUGUAUGGGCCAUGCGUUCCAUCUUUACUUUACAAGUUUUCAAGGACAACUUCUUAUAGACAACAGUGAAGCGGUCUUUUAUGAUACUUAUUCGUCAGAGUGGUACAGAAUUCCCAUCUUCUACCAAAAACUCCUUAUUACAAUAAUGAUGCGAAGCAUGAAUCCCUGCAGAAUUUCAGCUGGAAAAGUAUACAUUCUCGCGAUGGAUACUUUCAGUUCAGUGAUGCAAAAAGCGAUGUCUUUCUUCACAGUUCUGUCAUCAAUGCGUUGAAAGUAUAAAAAAUUAAAUGUUAUUCUUAUUGUUGCUUAAUUU
Cotesia glomerata is the source of this 1528-nucleotide messenger RNA. RefSeq names its product odorant receptor 4-like. Gene Ontology annotation, molecular function: olfactory receptor activity; odorant binding. NCBI's taxonomy places the organism in Eukaryota, Metazoa, Arthropoda, Insecta, Hymenoptera, Braconidae. The transcript is spliced from 9 exons. The record is from RefSeq and is a predicted model, not a curated record. Gene Ontology annotation, cellular component: plasma membrane. The coding region runs from base 323 to 1486 and encodes 387 amino acids. Gene Ontology annotation, biological process: sensory perception of smell; detection of chemical stimulus involved in sensory perception of smell.